AUGACGGCAACUCCACCACACCCACAGCUCGAAGCGCCGCCUGAAGAUGUGUACCUGCAGCAGCAUGGCAUUCCAGACCUCUUACGGCACCUCAAUCAUGAGCUCGUGCAGCAGAAGCCGACAAACCACCUUAACUUUAUGCUGCAGUGGCUCGCGAAUAAGGCAAAGACGAUGGGGAGAAAGGGCGUUGAGGCGGCGGCUGAGGUCAAGCACGAUGAGGGGGCCCUGUCAUUAAAACCCUUCUCUUUGCAGGAACUGUGCAGCAGAGGUGAUGCAACGGAAGCGGGCAGCGAGCGUGUGAUUUCUCAAUUUCCCGCGCUGGCAGAGUUUUCUCCGGUAAAAGAACUAGUUCUCACAGACGCUGGUACUGGUGACUUCGGCAGCACCGUUGGUCAUACCCCACAAUGCGGUGAACGCACCCUCCACUGUGACUAUGCGGCCCCCGAAACCCCAGUCAGGAAAAUGACCCACUUCACCACCGCCGCGGAUUCUUUACUAAAGACAGAACCGCACCAAAUCCAUGUGGAUCCUGAGGUGGUUGCUUCUACAAGACACCUAAUGAGAAUUGUGCAACGCCUUCCGCCCACUGAACAUGUGGCGGCAUCCGUCUUUAUGGAAAGUCUGCUUGAGAAAAAAGCCUCCGUAACACCUUCACCACAAUCAUGGAUGAAGUCAGACAUUUCAAUGGGAGUCAACUGCAACAGAGAAAGUAGACUCUGUUCAAUUGGAGAUACAAAUUGGCGAUUUUCUGUCGGUUCGUCCAGUGUUAAUGCUCCCAAUUAUAUUGCAGACUUUCCGUACACGCGCACGCAUCUACAGGACCUGGUGCAUGAUGCACUGACUGCCAGUGUCCUUGCACGGGACUCAAUGAGACCAGGUGGCAUGGAUGGGAAACCAAAUGUAGGUUGUCCUGCCUUUGCAGAUUCUCUGUUGACUGGAGGUGUGCCUUUAGGCGCACACAGCGAGAUACCAUUGGCCCCUCUCAACCUUUACAGUCAUGAUACGGAUGACGCAGGGAAGCAAAGGUGUAUGGAUACACCGUUGUCGGACGCUCUUCUAGCUUACAGAUUCACUGUUGAUGCUGCGUCUACACCACGAUUGAGAGAUGAAGAAGUUGCGUUACCGCAGUUGCAGCGAUUGUCUUCACUUGAUGAGGAACUGGAUAUGGUGCGGGAGGCCAUUCUAAGGCAUGAAUCAUUUUCUGGGUUUGAUGAAACACGGGUGGAAUGUAUUGUGCGUCAUAUGGAACGCCUUGCUUUGAGUGAUGGGCAGUCACACACUUUUCGAAACGAGAUUCUCUUUGUCUGCUCUGGGGCGUUGUUGGUGGAGCAGGAGGCUGGUGUGCCUCUUAACCUCUCAAAAGGGGAGUUCCUUGGUGAACUUCACAUAUCACAGGAGGACAAUAAGAAAGUCCAUCACACGGUACGCGCGUUGUCGGGCACCGUUGUAUUCUCGAUUCGAAUUGGAACCCUUUGUUUUCUGUUAAAUGAGGAGAAGGUGGCACGUCGUUCCAUGUUUCUAGAGAUUAUGGAGACUUUGCCGCUGCUCUCAAACCUUUCCCUUGGGAAUCGGAAACGCUUCGCAGACACUCUGCGUGUACGGAGUUAUAAGGCGGGGUUAAUGCUUCUGCAAAAAGACCGACCAGUGGAGUGGGUUUCAUUUGUGCUCCGCGGCACAGUGAAGAGAAAUGUGGAGGAUGAAACAGGACUGAUGCGAAGCUUGGAUCAGGCAGGGUGCGAAAACAGGACUACCUCCUGCGCCACCUUUUUGGAGAUUACUACAGGAGAUGCAGUUGGAGUCUUUGAACUCCUUUUUCACUCAAACAGCCUUACAGAUGCAGUAGCCGCGUCUACGGUGUUAGUGGCGCAGAUGCACACGGUGUACUUCGAGAACCUUGUCCCAAAGCAAUCGCUGGAAGAGAUGCGGUGCAGAGUGCUUAUGACUCCCCGCAUCUCCUGGCUGGCACAAUAUGCGACAGAGGAUGUGCGUCGUCUUGUCGAGCGGAUAGAACAACGGAAAAGCCUGGUGGCGGUGAAAAGUCAUGUUUGGGAUACGAAGGGAGUGGCAAGUUCUACCGCACCAUCCAGCACUCGUGGCUCAACAGUGGCCAACGCAGGAAGAAGGAGUACGAUUAGGGUAAAGAAUUUGAAAAUGGCUUCCUCCGGGGAAAUUGUGUACUCAGGGAAGAAGAAUCUGUAUCGGUUUCCUCUCCCUGUGUUGGAGAUGAGUAACACCAUUAUCAUUGCUGUUGUCUCCGAUGGUGUCAUCAUUCGAUGGAGCGCUGUAGCCGGGCGGCUCACUGGAUUUACCCAUCAAGAUACCCUUGGGCAACGUAUUUAUGGGCUGCUUGCCACGGAGACGACACGACGCGGAAUGCGGGAACAGUUACUUCAGGCACAACGGUUUAUUGGCUCCUGGGAAGACUAUGUUGCCACCGGCUUAUCCUCCCCGUGUGUCUAUCGCUUCCGUCAGACGUCAGACCUGUACCACGUAAACCUCAUCUUGAGUGUUGUCCCAUCCUGCUUGGGGGAUGCUAGUGAUGUUAUGCUGCUUGUGGGUCGUGAGGCAGAGAAUCCUGUGAUGGCGAACCACGUUGAGGAUGGGGUACGUUGGAUGCGGGAUGUGUUGCAACCUCAAUUAAAUGCGUUUCAAAAACGUGUGAAAGGCAUUGAAGAGAAGAACUGGAAUUUGUCCCCGGAGGACGGUAAAAAGCUGCUGGCACACGUGGAAACCUGCAAUGCGCUCAUGGAACGCUACAUACGUGUCUCACAUCUCAACUUGGAAUCCCUGAAGGAGAUAUGGAAGCCGGUUCGCAUUCGGCACACGCUGCGACAGUUUGCACGAGAGAUGGUACAGUUGGUUGGUGGUGCUGAAAAUCGUCUUACCCUUUCCUUUGAGGAUGACGUCCCAAGCCAGGAGGUCUUUUUUGAUGUGGAGCAUAUGCUGGAUGUUCUGCGGCGCGUGGUGGUUGACGCCAACCAGGCUGGCAUGGAUAUUGCCGUCUCCGUCGUUGUGUCUGUGGUGAAUCCCGUGUUGCCAAUGACGUCAUGCUGUGAAAUUACGAGUCCGGUUGUGGCUUCACGACAGAGCAGUACAAGUUCCCAUUUGGCGUUGCUCUCACUCUCUCCGCCUGUAAGCUUGUCGCACAACACUCCAUCGAAUUCACAGUCAGUCAGCACGCCCUUCUCCAAGGACGGGGUGCGUCGCUGCGGCAGCUCCCAGCAACCGCAGGUGAUUCAGGUAUCGGCUCCUUCCUCCCUGCGACGCCUUCGCAUUGUUGUGACAGACACCGCGGAGCUGGAGACAUGUGGGGAGGAAGAUGCGAAACUAGGGCUUACGACACCGCCGAAACUGAGUCCAGAUGAGGAAGAGAAGAAGAGGGUAUUGAGAAGAGAUGCCACGCUAAGAAGAGCAACCACAAUUAAAGCAUGUGAACGGAUUGUUGUUAAUAUGUGUGGUACACUCUCUUUUCAGACCUCACGAGAUACGUCUGUGGUGAAUACGACGAGUAUUGAACUACCCCUUCUACCCGCUCCCUGGGAGGAGGACGAGGAUAAAGAGGAUAAGACUCAUUCUAUCAUUGCUGGUCGUCCACUUUCUGUGGUGGUUGCAGAUAGAAAUCCGAAGCAGCGUUAUAUCUUUUGUCGAUUACUGUGGGCACGUCGUCAUGCUGUUGUGCAGGUUACAUCACUUCAUGAGGCCAUGAUGAAUGUGGAGACUGGUGGCACAGACGUUCUUGUGAUUGAUCCAUUAUACCUUGAGGCUACGGAGGAGGAAUACGCCGCAUUACGAGAUGGCACAUCUCCAUUUGAUACUCUGCGCCAACAUCCAGAGCUUGUGAUUGUGAUUUACGCGGACGACUUUAAUGACUGGCGUGUGAAAAAGCUGAAGGGCUACUGUCACGUUAUUGAACUCCCCAAGCCCGCCUCUGGGGCUCUGCUACACAUUGCCAUGCACGAAGCAGAACGUGUGGUGAUGGGUGUGCGUGAGGAUGAGGAGCAACUCGCCCUCCUCCGCACAGCGUUUACGGAGUUUCAACCUGAUCGACACAAGGUGGGUAAACUAUUGGGUAAGGGAGCCUUUGGCGAGGUCUUUGAGGUCGAGGAUCUUCUCACAGGUGGAAAACUGGCGAUGAAACGUGUACACCUUGACGGCCCAUUGGCUGAUGACGUCGUUCAAGAGCUGCUGGCGAUGACCUCGCUAAGUCACGAGAACUUCAUCCAUUACUUUUACUGUCAGAAGGAGAGUGACACGCAGCUCUGCCUUUAUAUGGAAUUGGCGUCGGGAGGCACACUUCGCGAUAAAAUUCGACAGCAAAGGUCUCCUAUGCCGCUGGAAGAGAUUGUGCGGUACCUACAAGACCUAUGCCGUGGCCUCGCGUAUUUGCAUUCCAAAAAUUAUGUUCACAGGGACAUAAAAACAACGAAUGCGCUUAUUGAUCACCAUGGGAGAAUUAAAAUUGGGGAUUUUGGCACGGCAAAGCGUCUAAAGCGACCUUCAGACAAGUUAUUUGCGGUGGUGGGUACCCCGCAGUUUAUGGCACCGGAGGUGAUGAACGCGGACGCCACGAAAGGUCUUGGCUACAACCAAAAGGCAGAUAUUUGGUCCCUGGGGUGUGUGGCGUUGGAGUUGGCAACGGGCCAGGCACCCUUUUCGUAUCUUGAGUCCACACGUGGCAUGGGGAUUUUUUUGUACAUCAGCAAGCUUGCAGACACCCCGGACUUGGACGUUAUCAAGGAUGGAAACCCCUUCUUGCAUGCCUUUAUUAAGGCAUGUCUCUGCAUAGACCCUGAUAAACGACCCACAGCGCAGGAAUUGAUUCACCACGAUCUUCUGCAGGAAGCAGAGCAAAUCUCUCGAAAUGAGCAAGUGGCACGAAAGGUGGAGAUGGUAGAGAAGUUGUUGCAUUACGCCGCAAUUGACUCUGAUGGUGAGGACGUGGAAGAAGAGGAAGAGGAGGAGGAGGAAGAAGAAGAAGGGGAGCUUGACGGUGCUGACAGCAGCGUGACUACCACCUGCACCGUCAAGGAAAAAGCUGCAGGUAGUCAAGAAAGGCGUCAAAUGCAUUUGUGCCAAAGAGAAGAAUGGAAGUUGUUUUGGAACCGGGGGGGAGUAAAUCAAAACUACCUUGCGGAGGAGCAGGAUUUUUUUGCCUCCACCACACCCACCUCAAGUGGGGAAGACUAA
Molecule: messenger RNA, 5187 nt
Organism: Trypanosoma rangeli
Lineage: Eukaryota; Euglenozoa; Kinetoplastea; Trypanosomatida; Trypanosomatidae
Product: protein kinase
Exons: 1
Coding region: 1-5187 (1728 amino acids)
Biological process (GO): protein phosphorylation; regulation of DNA-templated transcription
Molecular function (GO): ATP binding; protein kinase activity
Source: RefSeq, a predicted model, not a curated record